AUGACCGCAGCCCCGGGUGUCACUGUUGACACCUCCAAAAAACCCACCUCCCCGUCGAACGCGACCGAUUUGCCCCAGCUUCCUCAAGGCAGCUCCCCCACAAACCAGAAUGGAGGAGACACAGAACGGGCCCCUCCACCAGUGACGGCCGAGUCGGCCACAACGACCACGAAGCAUGAAUCUACAGAAGCAGACGAGGUCGACGAUUUUGGCCUUCCUAUCCGCGCACGCCAGAAGCCCGAUCCCCCCACCAGCGUAACCCCCGCGACCGAAAAUGGCGACCACAAACCGGAGGUGGCAGCUGCAGGCUCGACAAGCUAUAGUGACGCUUUGAAGAAGCCAGUGGAACCAGAGCCAAAGGACAAGCCAGAACCGGAGGCGGUCCCUGAGCUGGCCAACGGGAACAAGGCAGAACAACCGGACAAGGAUCUGGAGGCACAAGACGGUGCUUCUGAAACUGCAGAGAAGUCACACCAUGCAGACGCUCCUAUUAGAUGCCGCACGUCGACCUCAAAGCCUAAGCCUAUCGAAAUGUCGGAAUGGUCCCACCAGCGACUAAACCAGCCACAACAAUCACGUCACGAGAGCGACGAUUCAGAGGAGGAACCCGAUGAAUGGCAAUCGAUGCCCGCGCUUGGAGAAUUCGACUACUACGAUGACUACGGGAGAUUGGUCGCCAAAGGUGCCAAGGAAGAAGACGAUGAGGCCGUAUAUCAAGGACUUGGAGGAGCUGGGAAAGGCUAUACCCGGGUGCAGCUUGAUGAAGAUGCCCAGUCUGCCACAAGUCUAGAUGAGGAUACAAGCUAUCUUUUCCGAGAGACAGGAGGAAACUCUGCUGGUCUGGUUGGCGAGGAGCUGCGAGACUCAAUCAGCCAGCUCCAGGCUACGAAAGACCUGCUCAAUGAGACUCAAAAAAUCGCAUAUGUGGGAGUUGUCAGGUUAUCCAUUCAUGCCAUGAAUCGUGACUUGUCCUCUAUUUCGACGACGAAAUCGACACGCAAAGUAAUGCAGAAAGCCUCAGAUGCCAUGAGGAAAUGGGGCCAGGCGAUCAUGGCUCGAGUUUAUGCUCAUAUGGAUAUCAAUUCAGCUGAGCAGAUUAUGAUCGAGCAACUUGCGGAGCAUGGCGUGCAACCAGAGGACCUGGUACCACCACUCAUGCAGAAUGCGCGAGUCAAAAACCCCAUGGCCGAGAGUGGUCCAAAAACUUCUAUGUCUACGGCGGAGUCUUCCGGUCUAAAACGAGACCGUCAGUCAAGGCUAUCUGCAGAGUCAGACCACUCUUCCGAAUCGGAUCCUCCGCCGCCUUAUGAAGCCGAGGCGACAGAGGAACCCCCAGAGGUCACGACUCCUUCUCAGAUGCCUACUACUGAUCGAAUCGAUAUUGACCUCCGAUGGACCGUGCUAUGUGACCUGUUCCUCGUACUUAUCGCAGAUUCGGCAUAUGAUGCUCGGUCACGGACGCUUUUGGAAAGAGUCGGUACAGCUUUGGAUGUAACAUGGCUGCAAAUUUCGCGGUUCGAGAAGCGUGUGACGGAUUCACUCGAGAUGCAAGAGCAAGCAGACAAAGAGAACUGGGACGAGUCAGACCAUAUGGAAAAGCGCCGCAAGAUGGCCUUGAAACAGAAGUAUAUGAUUAUGGGCCUGGCGACAGUGGGUGGCGGUCUGGUCAUUGGUCUUUCCGCCGGACUUUUAGCUCCUGUCAUUGGAGCUGGUCUUGCAGCUGGUCUUACGACUGUGGGUAUCUCUGGAACAAGCGCGUUCCUGGGAGGAGCUGGCGGUACCGCCCUGAUCGCCUCCAGUGCUACACUAGGCGGAAGUACUAUUGGUAUGAGGGCUUCCCAUCGCCGGACUGGUGCUGUUCAAACGUUCGAGUAUCGUCCUCUUCAUAAUAAUAAAAAGGUCAAUCUGAUUGUGACGGUGUCCGGAUGGAUGACUGGCAAGGUCGAUGACGUUCGUCUACCUUUCAGUACUGUCGACCCGAUCAUGGGUGAUAUUUAUUCCGUACUGUGGGAGCCUGAGAUGCUUCGAAGUAUGGGAGACACCAUCAACAUUCUGGCAACGGAGGCAUUAACCCAAGGCCUGCAACAAGUGCUGGGCAGCACCGUUUUGAUGGCUUUGAUGGCAUCAUUGCAACUUCCACUCGUACUCACCAAACUCGCAUAUUUGAUUGAUAACCCUUGGAUUGUGUCAUUGGCCCGCGCCAACUCCGCCGGUCUCGUCAUGGCCGAUUCCUUGCAAGAUCGAAAUCUUGGUAACCGGCCUAUUACCCUUCUUGGUUUCUCACUCGGCGCGCGCGUCAUCUUUUCCUGUCUCAAAGAGCUGGCCGAUAAGGGCGCCCAUGGACUCAUUCAGAACGUAUAUCUUUUCGGAUCGCCCGUUGUUGCAAACAAAGAUGAAUACCUGAAGGCCCGGAGUGUAGUGUCUGGCCGAUUCGUGAACGGCUACGCCACGAAUGAUUGGAUUUUGGGUUACCUCUUCCGAGCUACAAGUGGUGGUAUCAUGCGUGUGGCCGGUCUUGCGGCUGUGGAAGGUAUCCCAGGUAUUGAAAACUUUGAUAUCACCCCCCUCGUCAACGGCCAUAUGGACUACCGUACCGCCAUGCCUCGUAUUCUGCGAGAAGUCGGAUGGGAAGUUCUCGAGGACGAAUUCGCAGAAAUUGAAGACCCAGACCCAGAUAACCACGCCGAACGGCAGCGAGAACUUAUUCGUGAGAUCGACGAAGCUCGCCGAGAAGCCGAAGCAAAGCCAGAGAAGAAGCGCUUCGGUCUCUUCAAGCGUGGCAAAAUGGCUGAAAAGAAGAAAUGGGAGACCUAUGACAUUGACCGAAACAAUGCCCCGCGCGAUUCAAGCGAUACCGACAGCCCUGGCACAGUGCUCUUCGAUAUCGAAGCCAUUCGGACCGAGCUGGCCUCGGAGGCCAUCGAAGUUAAACAGUUAGAGUCGACCAUGCCUCCGAUGAAACUAGACCUAAGCCCCCAGCCCGAACCCGCUCAAGCUUCUCCUCCUGCGAAGACAUCAAAGACGCCAGAUACAUUAAAGACACCCGACCUUCCACCCGCCCGAACUCAUUCAGAGCCCCCACAUGCAUCGGGACAGUAUUCUCCUCACGGACCCAAUGAGCAUUCCACCCUACCAAAGGGCGAGCUUGAAAUGACCUUUGAUACCUCCUUCCAUGAAUCCCCAAGAUCUACCCAUGACCCUCUUGCUCGACCAGAGCUACGGUCCGCGUCUACGCUGCCUACAGUGCAUACUAUCGGUACAACGGCGGUUGGCGCAAUGGCUUUGGAGCCUAAUGCUUGGGCAGAUCAUGAUACCGGAAAUGGGGAUGGCGAGAUCUCAAUGACGUUCGAGUAA
This is a messenger RNA of Penicillium antarcticum, 3354 nucleotides long. Its product is annotated as TMCO4 family protein. The record is from RefSeq and is a predicted model, not a curated record. The transcript is spliced from 2 exons. NCBI's taxonomy places the organism in Eukaryota, Fungi, Ascomycota, Eurotiomycetes, Eurotiales, Aspergillaceae. Bases 1 to 3354 code for a protein of 1117 amino acids.